Molecule: messenger RNA, 765 nt
Organism: Phycodurus eques (leafy seadragon)
Lineage: Eukaryota; Metazoa; Chordata; Actinopteri; Syngnathiformes; Syngnathidae
Product: group XIIB secretory phospholipase A2-like protein
Biological process (GO): cholesterol homeostasis; lipid catabolic process; triglyceride homeostasis
Cellular component (GO): extracellular region
Molecular function (GO): A2-type glycerophospholipase activity; calcium ion binding
Source: RefSeq, a predicted model, not a curated record
AUGCGAGGCUGUCCUGACGUGUGGUUCAAAGUUCAGGUUAUGCCGUUUCAGUGUUGUUUCCUCUCAGGGCGUGAGCCCUCUCGUUUGUGUGUGUUGAACUGUCUGAGCUGCAGGAUGACCCGCUGUGCCCUCAUCGCUCCCCUCCUGCUCCUGUGCCUCCGCAGUACGGUCACUCAAAAAAACGAGGAAACUGUCGCAGCAGCGUCCCCUCCAUCUGCAGCAUCCGAUGGCGUGAAUGAAGAGGACACCGACUGGGGCCUCAACUCUCUGAGAGGCAGCUUUGAGGCUGCCAGCGGCUACUUUGACUCAAUUCUGGAGUUCAUGGGUGGCCGGGAUGGACUCUGCCAAUACCGCUGUCGAUAUGGUAAUGCUCCACUUUCACGUCCUGGGUACCAGAUGCCUGAACCUAAUGGGUGCAGCUCCUACUUCUUUGGUUUCCCUGUUCCAGAGGGGAUGGAUAUGGGGAUCCCCGCCAUGACGAAGUGUUGCAAUCAGCUAGAUAUGUGUUACGAUACCUGUGGCUCAAACAAGUACCGCUGUGACUCCAAGUUCCGCUGGUGCCUCCACAGCAUCUGCUCCGACCUCAAGAAGAGCCUUGGUUUUGUGUCCAAAGUUGAAGCAUGUGAGACGGUGGCAGACACUUUGUUCAACACGGUGUGGACUUUGGGCUGCAGACCCUACAUGAACAGCCAGAGAGCAUCAUGCUACUGCCAAGGAGAAGAGAAAGAUGAACUCUAAAUACAAACCACAUUCCUAUUUAUAAGA